Temnothorax curvispinosus is the source of this 4132-nucleotide messenger RNA. It is a transcript of the gene jv, whose product is annotated as protein javelin. Lineage: Eukaryota; Metazoa; Arthropoda; Insecta; Hymenoptera; Formicidae. The coding region runs from base 199 to 3636 and encodes 1145 amino acids. The transcript has 7 exons. The record is from RefSeq and is a predicted model, not a curated record.
GUGGCGUGACCGUGGAACCGAGCCGACAUAUUGCGGUCGUAGUUAUUUGUUUUUUUUUUUGUUUUUUUUUGUGACAGCAACCCCCGAGCUUCCUCGAGCUUCUCUCUAGGCUCGCGAGUCGAACCUGCCAUUAUUCUUCGGGGAUGUACGACUGACGAGCGCCGAGGGAAGUUCCCGAGGGUCUCUUCGCGGUCGACCAUGGGCGGUGUGCAGAGCGGGACUCAUAAUCUUGGCGAGGCGUUAUGGGUGCAGGAGCGACAGCGGCAGAAGUGCCAUCGAGAGGGCAGCCGCUACGACUCCCACUCGGCACAGUCGACGCAGGAUCGCCGGAAGCUGCUGAAGCGUACGAGAAGUCUCGCAGUGAUAUCGGAGGACGAUUCCCGGCAAGAUCGAGAGGCGGCGCACUUUCGGCUAGGCCAGUCGACCUUCGAUUUGCCCAAGAGAUAUCAAUUGAUACCGCGGGCCAAACUGAUCGAUCGGAAUUCCCUCAAGGACAGACUCUCCAAGAGUCAGCAGCAUCUUUCGGACUCUUACGAGAGAUUCAACGAGGCAAAAUCGUUUCAUUCGCGCUCGACGUGCGGCCUUCACUCGAUCCCGCCGAGUCUCGUGUCUUUUCCAGAUCCACUGCCUCAUACGCGAAGAAACCGCGACGAUCCUAAUCGACUGAAUAUUCUCGAUUGGCCGGAUCCUCCGAGGCGAUAUCGCAGCGUGCAGAAUUUGGAUACAGUAAGCGGAUUGGUCGAUAUUGUCGAAGAUAACUGGCCUAUUGAAGGCAAUCGGAGUAUUGAUUGCAUAUAUACGCAGGUGAAACGCAAACGUAAGGAGCACAGGAGCUUAGACAGCGUUCUUUUCGAAGACGACGGGGAAUUGGAAUACUUCGACGUACUGAAUUUGCUGCCUCUCUCCAACAUACGGCUGGGAUACAACGAGGCCGGUUCAUCGAGGGACGGUAAUUUCGCGCGUAAGAAGGUACACGGUUUACGGGAUUUAAGAGUGCUCGAGUACAACGAGCCGAACAGCGCGAGCGAGGUCUCGCCGACGAGGAGCAGCAACGCUACGGACGAGGAGAAAUGUAAGGAGCAUACAGUGAAUGAGGAUAAUCCCGCUCGAGCCGACGACAAACCUGAGAAAGAGGCCCGCGAGGAUCUCGACUCGUCCAAGGGGACCGACUCGAGCCGGCGGAAGCAUCGAGAGGCCGACGAGAGUUACGGAGCAGCUUCGAAGAUUAGCUCGGCGAACAAGGACGCGCCCUCCUCCUCAUCCAAGACCGAUCAUCGAGAAGCCGAUGUCGACAAUCUCGUGACCUCCUGCGAGGAGGAGGAUCAGAAGAUCGAGGAGGUCGAGGACUACAAGUCGAUCUGGAUUUUGAACGCCGACCGGAACGAGAUGUCGCGAAGACCGCAGAUUCUCAAAGUCGUCGACAGUGACGUCACUAGGAGACGCCAUCGGCGUUCCGUCAUAGAAAUCGACGCUAUCGUCGAGGACGUGCCAAAGGAUAAGAGACCGCAAGAGAUCGCGAAAGAGGCAAAUGAGCGUAUCGAUGCCUCCGUAAUUAAAUCGAUUAGCAAUGCGAACGAGGAGGACGAAGUUCAUGGAAGAAAAGCGAAAGAAGCUACGACACCGGAAAAUGUGGAAAAUGGGGCGACGGUGGAAAACGCGAGAAACUUCUUCGAGCGGAAGAGCACCGAGAAGGAGGCAGCGCGAAAUAAGCAAAACGAGGGCAGAUUCGAGAGGAUCGUAAAAGAGACAUCCAACAUUCUCGGCAAGGCGUGCAACGUCGUAAAGGGCAGCCUGGGCUUCGAGGCGAGAUCGGAGAGUUCGGAUCUCGGUCUCGGCUCCGAAUCCGGUAGCGAUUCCCGCAGAAGAUCGGUGGACGACAGUAUCGAGGACGACCGGCCGUUGAGAAACGUCGAAAACUCCAAUAAUACCACCGUGCUAAGAACAAGCGAUGGCAAAAAGUCACACACUAAUCUCAUCAGAUCCAGGAGCUGCGCGGACUCGAUCGAGUGCCAGGACGACGGUCCGGAGUUCGAUCACGUGCGCUACAAGAUCGUCAAGUCGCAUAUGUUUAGCAAGAACAUGUUCAGCACCGCCCGAGGCGAUGUCACGUACGAGGGAUUGAUGCAGUAUUUGCGCGAGUAUUCGUUCCAAGAAUUGCUGAUGGACAAUAACGUUGUCAUCAUCGAGCCGGUCCGCGCCGAGCCGGUGGAGCGGAAAUCGUCGCCGUUGGCCAGAGCGGAGCCCACGUGCAUGAUCGCCGGCGCGAUCCAGAAGAAGAUGGAGAACCGCGAGAGAAACGGCGAACGAUCCGAAGCCGGUAGCGCUAAAAGCUCUCGACAGUCGUCCAUACGAAAGCACUUCUUCUACCAACCUAUACGGGUGAACCGUGAGCUGAUUGACGAAGAGCUACCGGAUCCGGAUACCGUCAGAAACGUAAGACGCAUGUUCGAGAACACUCUCGAGAAGAAGAAAAGCAUAGCAGACGCCGAGUUUACCAGGGACGACAAGACCAGGAGGAGUGUCAGCAUAAAGGAUCUGACUAGUCUCGACGACGGUCGGUACGACGAAAUAUCCGACAAGACACGCGAAGAAUCCAGAUCCAGAUGUUCCAGCAGAGCAAAAGAUCUCACGAGACUCUUCGAGACCAAGUCCGCGUCAUCGACAGUUUCCGUCGCCAAGGAGGAACUCGGAAGUCCCCGAUGCGAGUCAAAAACAAGAAUUCUCGCGCAAAGUUUCGAAGCCAGAAGCGGAAAUACGUCGCCAAGCGGUUCUAAUUGUUCUAAGAACAAGGUCGGUCGUUACCAUCAUCAUCAUCAUCAUCAUCAUCAUCAUCAUCAUCAUCAAAACUGGGAUUCCGGCAGCGUGAGUUCCGGCGUGUCCAGCGAUUAUCCCGACACCGAUCCCGGAAGCGGUGCUCAUUGCACGUCGUCCGAUGACGAGGAUAUGAAUUGCAACGAUGACGACGCGGAUGCGAAUGGUCCGGGGCAUUACGUGUCCCAAGACGUGCUGAGAAAGAUCCGCGAGUGCGGCACUUCCGUAACUUAUUACGGCGGGAAAGUGGUCAACAUGCACAACGGACCGUUGGUAUCGCCGUUGAUCGGCAACGGUUUCAAGCGUGUCGACAAAUCGAACGAUUACGUAAAGUUCAAGCUGGUAAAGAGUAAUUCCUGCGACAGCAGGCUGGAAUUGGCCGGCAGACUUGUCGAGGGACAAUCGUUGCGUCGCAAUCGCGACAGAUGCGUCGAUCUCAGACAAUGUACCAUCGCGGAGACACCCAGUAUCGAGAUCACGACGAUCGACAGCAGGCAAAAAGACGAGGCACAAAGGGACGAGGGGAUCGAGCAGGUCGAACAGGUGAAGAGAGAACCGCCGGUGGUGAUUGGUUUGGAGCCGAAGAAAGAAGAUUCUAAGGAAACGAGGAAGACGUUCAAAGCUGACUUUAAGCUGGACGAUCUGGACGACUCGAGAUCCAAUUAUCCGAGUAGAUUCAUGCCGAGUGCGUUGACGAGAUGGGAGGUGAACUCGAGCUGGAAGGUCGGCAAUGACUUCGGUAAAAUGGAGUUCGAGGAGUUCGAGGUGCUCGAGGAUAGUCUCAAUGGGAUCGAUGAGCAAAACCAGUACGCGCAAACAUCCUGAACGGGAAUUAUCUUUUGUAUGAUAUUUAUUUCUUUGAUGCGACUGUGACAGAUGAGAGCAGGAGAUAACGUGAUCAUUAUUUUUAAUAAAAUGUUACGUGAAGAUAUUUCUUGACGUUAAUAAAAAUAAUUUUUCUUUUGCGAAAAAAAAAGAUAUUCCAGCUUGCGAAAAGAUAAAUUUUAAUCGCAAUCGAAUAAACGUUGCUGGAAAUAAAACAAGAAUUUUUUAAAAAUGUGUUUCUGGCGACUGUGUUUUUGACAAAUAACGAAAAUAUCGCGAGAGUAUAUUGAUAGUCAAAGUAAUUUAUUGGUACGGAAGUGCUAUCCAUCAAUUAGUUUAUUAUUCCAGGUGGAUAAAUCCACACGAGUCAUAUUAGAACAGGUAAUAAAUAUUGAUUACGUACUAAAAUAUAAUACAUAUUAAAGAUUCAAUAUACUAUUGCAUAUAAUGCAUAAAGUACGAAUGAUCUAUGUAAUUUGAGUGUACUAAAUGUGUA